This is a messenger RNA of Zophobas morio, 998 nucleotides long. RefSeq names its product larsen (gene lsn). The coding region runs from base 220 to 975 and encodes 251 amino acids. The record is from RefSeq and is a predicted model, not a curated record. Gene Ontology annotation, biological process: protein transport to vacuole involved in ubiquitin-dependent protein catabolic process via the multivesicular body sorting pathway. Lineage: Eukaryota; Metazoa; Arthropoda; Insecta; Coleoptera; Tenebrionidae. Gene Ontology annotation, cellular component: ESCRT II complex. The transcript has a single exon.
UUGCAAUUUUAUGAUGGCUAACUUGACAACUCGUGACAGAUGACAGAUGUCAAACAACCUAAUUUCCAGUUUGUGAAAAAUAUUUCAUUUUUGCAAUUUUGUAGAAACAUAAAGGGCGUUAUGGUUGUUUUAAAUAUAUAACAAACUAUACUGUUAAGUACAUAAUUUAAGAUCGAAUGUUAUAAGUGUAGAAAAUAAGGUUAAAAAUAUUUACCAAAAAUGCGGCGCAGGGCAGGACUAGGAGCGAUUCAGAAGCACAAACUGGAGCAAGAAAAAUACAAAGACAAAGGAAAUGAAAUUCAGGAAAAUCAAUUGGAACAAAUGACACGGCAGAUGGAAGUUUUCAAAGUAAAUUUGGAAGAAUUUGCGACCAAACAUAAAAAUGAAAUUAGGAAAAAUCCCGAGUUUCGAAGACAGUUUCAAGAGAUGUGUGCUAGUAUCGGCGUAGAUCCACUCUCUUCAGGCAAAGGAUUUUGGUCGGUUUUAGGUAUUGGUGAUUUUUAUUAUGAACUGGCUGUGCAGAUAGUCGAAGUUUGUUUAGCUACAAAUUACAAAACUGGAGGUUUGAUUAGUUUAAACGAGUUGCGUACGCGAUUAAUUAAAGCAAGAGGAAAAGGUAAGCAGCAUCAGGAGAUAACCCAAGAUGAUUUAAUUCGUGCCGCACAAAAACUGAAAAUUUUUGGUAGUGGCUUCAUGGUUGUACCAGUUGGGAAAGGGCAAUAUAUGGUUCAGUCAAUUCCUGGCGAACUAAGCAUGGAUCAUACAGCUGUUUUGCAACAAGUCACCCACUCAAAUCAGGCGUUUGUGUCGGUGGGGUACUUACGAAGGGAGUUGGGCUGGGAAGAGGGAAGAGCAAAAAAAGCGUUGGAUCACAUGGUGGAUCAAGGACUUGCAUGGUUGGAUUUACAGAAUCCUUCUGAAAAAUUGUACUAUUUUCCUAGUUUAUUUAAUGCAUGUAUUAAUUCAUCAAAUUAAAGAACUGUCAACAAUGAAAACAA